AUGUCCAAGGGCAUCCACCCACCAACAACCAUAGCCUCCACGGACAUGGGGCUUCUGCUGAGAGAUGAUGUUUUUGUUGACUUUUUCAACAUGUUUCUGAAUCUUCCUGUUUUUGGCCAGACACCCAUUUACAUCAGCAGCACAGGCCAGUGGGACCUCUGGCCAGAGCUCCCUGGCCUCUCUCUGGCUCUCCUCUUCGUGCAGCUGGGGGAUUAUUUCAAACCCAGGCGACAUUUUGCUUUUAAGCCCUGGGAGGAGCACAAGCCAUUUAAAGUCCUGCUGCAGCUUACGGGGUCCAUCCAGCCCUCAGAUCCCAGCCCCCCGGCUUUACUGACUUGGCUGGAAAGGCACCGGCUGCCUCACUUCUGCAAAUCCAGCCUGUGCCUCUGUCUCAUCCUCUGCCAGAAGCUCUGGGUUUCAUUCGGUCGGGGGAAGCAGUCUAACCCUAAAAUGAGCCAUCUCACCCCAGUCAACUGCUUUGUCAGCCUGCGUGUCAACGCAAGGGAAGGCCGCUGGAAAGAAAGCUAUGGCAGCAGGGAAGAACUGACCAACUUCUGGCUCACCACUGAAAGGCUCCUGGGGCUUGACGAGUCGGACCCGAGGCAGAGGGACCUCCACCUGUCCUUGCUCCACAAGCUGAAAGCCACUCACCUGCGUGAAGGCUCCAGCGUCAUCUCUCUCUGCAGGACCAUGGUUGGAUCGCUGCCGAAAGCCAGGCACGUUCAGCCCAUCAGCACCAGCAGGGAGAUCCUAAGCAAGAUGCAGGAACAGGCCCUUUUUAUGAUUCAGAGUUACUGGCUCCCUAAAUUCUUCAUCUGCUGCAAGAUGGGCAUGGAGGAAGAGAAACUGUGCCAGCCUCUGCUGCAGGAAUAUCAGGAGUGUCUGUUACGGGCCAACUCGCAGGAGCAGUCAGGCUUUUCGGAGAAUCUCUUCACGAUGCAUAUUAAAAGGAGCCAGGGUUUGUCAGGGCCCUACUGCAGCAAGAAGGCCAAAGCAAAGAUCUGGACCCUGGUCAAGCUGCCAUCCCUGAAAAAGCCGGUCGAGACGAAUUUCCUUCCCUGGGCCCUUAGCGCUGAGACCUGUGCGGGACGGCCCUUCAGGGAUUUCUUGAAGCGCCAGGACCGGUCCGUGGAGACUCAUCUCCUGGACCUGUGGCAUGACCUGGAGGAAUUUCUGCCUGUGGUGCUGGACCCCAGCAGAGGAAAUAGUUUUCGCCUGCGUCAUUUGCUCAGGGAGAAGAUAUGCCAUCUUCCCUUAGAUACCAGGACUCUCAGGAGCCUGCGGAACCAUCUGAUGUCCGGAGAAUUCUCCCCCUGGAUAUUCAGAGCCCAGAAGGAGCUUUGCAAGGUGCUCUGCUGCUUCUACGAGGAAUUUCUGGCUGACGAUGACAAGAUGUUCCUCCAGUUUAUGUCUCCGCAGAGCGAUGUCCUGAUGCCCGCGAUGCAAGGCUACACUGUUGGGAAAGACGAAUGUUUCCUCCUGUCCCAGCGGAUAAACCAGUCCUUGAAGCUCAGCCAGGCCUUGCAUGGCACAAGGAACUUGGAAGGUCUCUCCUCGGAGCACUGGCCAUCAAUUGCCACUCGGGACCUCCGGAAAGGGGGAUCCCCAUCCAGACAGAGGUGGAACGGCUCCUGUGCAGCACCGGCUGAGACCAGUUCCUUUGGCUACAUGGCAGCAAAGCUGUCGGGCAGGCACUUCAUGAAGGUACUGUACAACCCUGCCCACCAGCAGUUCUUCAAGCAGUUCCUCGAGGAGCGCAAUGCAGAUGAACCACUGCGUUUCUGGAUGGCUGUGGAGAAGCUGGUCACGGAGACCAACCCCAAGAUGAAGAGCUUCCUCGUUAACAGCAUUGUCAGAAAUUACUUCCAUGCUGAAAUCCCAGCUGAAGAGCUGGACUGCCACGCUUCUAUCAUCAAAGAAAUAAAUAAGGCUGAAGCAGUCAGCCCCUUCAUGCUGAUGACAGCACAGAUCUUUGUCCAGAAAGCAAUGAAAAAACGAUGGUUUCAAGAGUACCAGGACCUGUUCCCUCCAAGCAAUAUGCAUAAGUCAAACCUUUCUUCGCAGCAUGGGAUGGGGAACUUCAUGACAGACAAGCUGCGGUCGGCCUGGUAUGCCAUUCACAACAUCAUCAAGAACAUCUGCAGCUUCUGGAGGGAGAUGGACAAAGACAAAUAUCGUGCAGAGUUUGAGGAUUUUCUCUGUCGGGAACUAGGAAAUGAGGAGGAAAACUUGCCCAUCAGGUUGAUGCAGAGCAGCAGCACCGUGGGCACUUUCCACUCCCAGACGGCCUCUGCCAGCACCCCACCGCACAAGGAGAUGGUCCUAGUGAAACGCCACCUGUUUAACAACCAGCUCAUUACCGUCAACUUCCUCGUCGAUGACCUCUGCUUUUAGCUGGAGAUUGACAAGAAAGCUGCCAUCAUCAGCAAACUCUUCCUGAACUCUGAUAUUCCCCCCAAAUUGCGGGUAAACAUCUCCGAAGAAGAGAGAGAUUUAAUCUGGAGUUUAUCUUUCAAGGGGCUACUGAACCACGUCCUCUACCACAGGGCCAAGGUCAUCCUCUUCCCCAUCUUGAUGUACUUCUGGAGAAG
Messenger RNA from Cariama cristata (Red-legged seriema), 2591 nucleotides. RefSeq names its product regulator of G-protein signaling like 1 (gene RGSL1). The record is from RefSeq and is a predicted model, not a curated record. The annotation marks the transcript as partial. NCBI's taxonomy places the organism in Eukaryota, Metazoa, Chordata, Aves, Cariamiformes, Cariamidae. The transcript is spliced from 20 exons.